Camellia sinensis is the source of this 2474-nucleotide messenger RNA. Lineage: Eukaryota; Viridiplantae; Streptophyta; Magnoliopsida; Ericales; Theaceae. The record is from RefSeq and is a predicted model, not a curated record.
AAACGGGAUUAAGAGACGUUAUGUUAGUUAAGAGAGAGAGAGUCAGUUAGGGCUGCGUUUGGCAAUCCCUAAUUGAAAUUUGAACGGGGUGGCUUCACACUUCUCAAAUCCCUCUCUCUCUCGCUCUCUCGUCAAUGACAUGAAACUCAAUCUCUCUCUCUAUAUAUCGACAAAUAUAUAUGUAUGUAUAUAUUUUCUCUCUCAUCUCUCUAUAUUUGGGGCGGAGGAGUUGUUUUCAGUCCCCGCUGGAUCCAGGCAAGGAAACCACAUUAUCAUUCAUUCCGGCAUUUGGCACGGGUGUAUGCUUUGGCAUCUCGGUAUGGCUACUUAAUCCAUCUGCACUUUUUCUGUCUCGCGUGAGCAAACUUUGUGAAUUGCAACCACGAGUGACAACAUGUCUGGACCUCUUGAGCAACCUAUUAAGCCAGGUCUCGAAAAAUCUGACAUUGAAAACUUGGAGGAUGAGAGAAAGACAAGGAUUGGGUCUUUCAAGAAGAAGGCGAUUAAUGCCUCAACCAAGUUGAGGCAUUCUUUGAACAAAAAGGGUAGGAGAAAUAGUAGAGUUAUGUCUGUUUCAUUUGAAGAUGAGCAUGAUGCAGAGGAACUACAGGCAGUGGAUGCAUUUCGUCAAACUCUUAUCUUGGAAGAAUUUCUACCUGCAAAACACGAUGAUUAUCACAUGAUGCUAAGAUUUUUGAAGGCCAGGAAAUUUGAUAUCGAGAAAACAAAGCAAAUGUGGGCUGAUAUGCUCCAGUGGAGAAAAAAUUUCGGUGCUGACACAAUUGUGGAGGAUUUUGAGUUCAAGGAAAGAGAGAAGGUCCUUGAACACUAUCCACAGGGACAUCAUGGGAUUGAUAAGGAUGGACGACCUGUUUAUAUUGAAAGACUUGGCAAAGUUGAUCCAAAUAAGCUUCUGCAAGCCACAACAUUGGACCGCUACUUGAAAUACCAUGUGCAGGAGUUUGAGAGGACCUUCAAUGUCAAGUUCCCAGCCUGUUCAAUUGCAGCAAAAAAGAAUAUUGAUCAGAGCACAACUAUCCUGGAUGUUCAAGGAGUGGGACUGAAACAUUUCAGCAAAAUUGCGAGGGAGCUCAUUCAGAGCAUUCAAAAGAUUGAUAGUGACAAUUAUCCCGAGACCCUGUGCCGUAUGUACAUUAUUAAUGCAGGUUCUGGAUUUAGGCUCCUAUGGAACACCGUUAAAACAUUCCUGGAUCCCAAGACCACUGCAAAAAUUCAAGUUCUGGGCAACAAAUAUCAGAGCAAAUUGCUUGAAGUAAUUGAUGCCAGUGAGCUACCAGACUUUUUGGGUGGUACAUGUACUUGUGCAGACAAAGAUGGAUGCAUGCUUUCUGAUAAAGGCCCAUGGAAUGACCCUGAUAUAUUGAAGAUGGUUCACAAUGGUGAAGCCAAAUGCUCAACUAAAAUUUUGAUUCCAGCCAUUGAGAAGACAAUUUCUGAGGAUGAGAAUGCAAACUUAAAGAUUGUGAAGAAAUGUGUCUCUUUCAACUCGGAAGCGGUUUCAGAUGUGGAUGAUAUGCGAUCUCACCAUCCCAGGCUGCAAAGACAGUAUUCCGAACAUCCACAACUCUCUCCUGUUCGGGAAGAAGCUCCUACCUAUGAGUAUGAUGACUUUGUUCCAAUGGUUGACAAGGCUGUGGAUGCAACUUGGCCUAAAGCUGUACAAAGUGACAAAUUCACCUUUUCUAAAGGCACAGAUUGUUUCCCUCAGCAUAAUGCUUGCCAACCUCCUAAAGGAAUAAGCAAUCAAAUUUUCUCAGGGGUCCUGACCUUUGUAAUGGGCAUAGUCACUAUGGUUCGCUUGACUCGCAACAUGCCAAGAAAACUUACUAAUGACAUCCUCUAUUCUAAUUCCAUGAGGCCACCCCACCAGUUACCCGCAUCCACCAUCUCUGGUACUGAAUAUUUAUCAAUGAUGAAGCUCUUGGAUGAAUUGGAGGAGAAGGUAGUUGUUCUCUGCAGCAAACCGGCAGUUAUGCCACCUGAGAAGGAGGAACUGCUGAAUGCUGCUCUAAGUCGUGUUGAUGCCUUGGAGCAAGAGCUUUCGGCAACCAAGAAGGCUCUCGAGGAUGCCAUUGUUCGACAGGAGGAGAUUUUAGCCUACAUUGAGAAGAGGAAGAAGAGGAAAAGGAGGUUUUUCGGUUUCUAAUUGCAAACUAGUAACAAACAGAGGUUGCAGAACCUAUUCUGUAACAUAAUAGUAAUGUAAUUGUGAUAUAUUUAUUAUGUUGAAACUGGUUGCAAGAGUGAGAUUUUCAGCCCCACAAGUUGAUGUUUGUUGUGGAUCGGAUUUCUCUUUAGCGGAUCCAGAUUUUUCAGAUAGGAUUCUCGGAUAGGAAGUCUGAUCCAUUGAUAGGACUAUGAAGUUCUCAAAUCAAACUUCUUGCAUAUUUGAUAUUCUUUUUACAGCUGUGUGCAUAUUCUGAAUAAAAUUUGACAAGGCUGCGAGUUCUCUU